AUGUUGGAGGAAGCUCUGAAGAAGUUCUCACUCUACGAUGGCGUCCAUGCUCACGUUGUCUUCAUCGCUUGUCCUACUCUCUAUCUUUAUGUGAAGAAACACUUUUUGGCUUUGAGUGGAAGGAGUCGUGAUGAUGGUUCGUGUGUCAUGAGGCUUUCAUUUAAGAAGAAAUCAACUGACUGGUUGGUUUUGGUGAGAAUGCUAAAAAAUGUUGUAAUCUAUUUGGGAGAUGUUGACUUUGUAGAGGAAUGA
This is a messenger RNA of Sphenostylis stenocarpa, 252 nucleotides long. The record is from the annotation of a GenBank genome assembly. NCBI's taxonomy places the organism in Eukaryota, Viridiplantae, Streptophyta, Magnoliopsida, Fabales, Fabaceae.